AUGGAAGCGACAUUCUACGACGAAGCCGUAAACGCCUCCAACUCUCAACACGACGGGACGGCCGUUUACGGGUUCAACCCCAAGACCCUCAAGCAGACCAUGACCCUCAAUCUGAACGACCCGAAAAACUUCAAGCCGCACCUGGGGGCCAAGGCCCUGGACAUCCUGACGUCCCCGGACGUGGGCUUACUCAAGCUGGCUUCGCCCGAGCUGGAGAGGCUGAUCAUCCAAUCGUGCAACGGGCUGACCACCCCCACCCCGACCCAGUUCGUCUGCCCCAAGAACAUCACCGACGAGCAGGAGGGCUUCGCCGAGGGCUUCGUCCGGGCUCUGGCGGAGCUCCACUACCAGCAGAUCCCCGGCGCCCACCCGGACGCGCAGCCGGGCGCCGCCACCGGCGGCGUGGCCCCCGGUCCCGGCGGCGCGUGCGAGGCGGGCGGGAUCCCCUACAGCUGCACGGUGCGCGCGGAGCCCCCGGAGUACACGAACUUGGCCGCUUUCGGCCGGACCCAGGGGUCCGCGCCCGGUUCCGCGCCGGCCGGGGAGAGGCACCCGCACCCGGCCGCGGGCUUCCACGCCGCCCCGCCGCCGCCGCCGCACGAGCCGUCCGGCAACCACAUGGACCGCCAGCUGGCGGCGCAGCACGCGCGCCUGCAGGCGCUCAAGGAGGAGCCGCAGACGGUGCCCGAGAUGUCCGGGGACACCCCGCCGCUGUCCCCCAUCGACAUGGAGACCCAGGAGCGCAUCAAGGCGGAGCGCAAGCGCAUGCGGAACCGGGUGGCCGCGUCCAAGUGCCGGAAAAGGAAGCUGGAGAGGAUCUCCCGGCUGGAGGACAGAGUCAAGAACCUGAAGAGCCAGAACACGGAGCUGGUCUCCUCCGCCAACGUCCUGCGGGACGAGCUGGCCCUGCUCAAGCAAAAGGUCAUGGACCACGUCAACAGCGGCUGUCAGCUCAUCCUGACGCAGCAGCUCCAGGCCUACUAG
Molecule: messenger RNA, 984 nt
Organism: Menidia menidia (Atlantic silverside)
Lineage: Eukaryota; Metazoa; Chordata; Actinopteri; Atheriniformes; Atherinopsidae
Source: the annotation of a GenBank genome assembly